AUGGAUUAUUCGAAGCUACGAGCCGCCGCUUUGCGGGACGGUGAAGACGAAGAAGCCGUUACUGUCGAUACCCGCGCUCUGAUCGACAAGGUUCUUGCGAGAUAUUCGGGAGAAUGGACAACAUUACGAGAGCUUAUUCAAAACGCCGCCGAUGCCCAGGCAAAGACGGUCAGCGUCAAGUGGGAAACGCUCCCAUCGACACAAGUGCCACUCCCAAGCACAACGAACCGAUCCGAGAUCCUGAAGCAUACAUUGUCAAACCAUACUCUGCGCCGGCUAGUUGUACAGAACGAUGGACAACCUUUCACCAAGACAGACUGGGGAAGACUAAAGCGUAUUGCUGAAGGUAACCCUGACGAGACCAAGAUCGGUGCUUUCGGUGUUGGUUUCUACAGUGUCUUCGCGGACUGCGAGGAGCCCUUUGUCAGCUCUGGUGACCAGGCUAUGGCAUUCUACUGGAAGGGGAAUGCCCUCUUCACCAAAAAGUCCCAGAUACCGGCGGAUCAAGCUACGCAUCAUACUACAUUCGUCCUGGACUACCGAAAUAAUACAACACCCCUACCCAACCUGCUAUCUGUUAGCCAGUUUCUUGCAACCAGUUUGACCUUUGUUGCGCUUGAGCACAUUGAGUUUUGGAUAGACGACCACCUGAUCCUAUCGCUUAAGAAGAAAUCAUCACCCAGUGCUGAACUUCCUUUGCCUCGAGAUCUGGAGGCAAGAACAAAGGAUGGGCUAAUGAAAGUGACGAGCGUCGAUCGCACAAGUACGAAGAUCGAUGCCUCCUAUAUGGCCGCUAUUGGAUGGAAACCACAGGCCGCAACAAACACCACCAAGACUGAUUCAUAUGGCGCUCCGGAAGCUCCUUCGUUGAGAUCCUUCUUCGCACGACUUACAUCAUCUGCGUCACAAGCUGGUAUAAGAACUAAGGCUCAGAGCGAGGAGAAUGCAGCGCAGGUGGCGAUUUCUGAAGAUGUGACCAAGCUUUCCACCUCGACAAUCUUUCUCCGGGCGACUUCUGCGAGCAUUCGCACUAGUGUUGCGGCUAACUUCGCAUCCGAACUUGAGAGAGCUACAAAGAAGCCACCGCCCAAGACAACAAAGAUUGCGAUUUUAACUUCCUCCUACGAUGAAGCCCAAGCUUCUCAAGACGCUGCUGCUCCUGGAGCGCUCGGCAAAGCUACCGAUGUGUUUGCCUCUGUGCUUCCUAACAAGAAGCCUGGUGGGCGCAUCUUUAUUGGCUUUCCUACAAUGCAAACAACCGGUGCAGGACUGCACAUCUCGGCGCCGUCGGUCAUUCCUACGGUAGAGAGAGAGGCCAUUGACUUGAACGCUCGUUGGGUCAGGACAUGGAACCUCGAAAUUCUUCGUGCUGCGGGUAUCAUUACUCGACUGGCAUUUGCGAACGAGAUGAGCGACUUGAGCUAUCGCAUUAGGCAGACCAUGGCCAAAGAGCCCAAGUUCUCUCCAGCUGUAAUUGCGAAGUAUAUGCCAGAGGCUCUUCACAUCCUCAAGACUUUCACUUUCGGUGACUCUACACCCAGCGGGCAAGUAGGUCAAAUUAUUGAGGAAGCUUUCUGGAUGUGUUUUAAGAAGGCCUCGAUCGAGACCUAUUCAACUCGAGGUGUGCUGCAAACAGCAGAUGUUCGCAUUGCUUCGGACGAAAUGAGUAAAUUCGUUGACAGCAUCCCCGUUGUGCCUGAAGAGAUGAAGAGUGUUCCAUUUGUGAAGAAGCUUAUAGACUUUGGUCUCAUCUCCCACAUCACUGUUACAGAUGUGAAGAAGGAGCUGGAGACGAAAGCCAUGAACAAAGUACAAUUGAUGAACUUCAUCAGUUGGGCCGGUAAAAAGAGUUUAAGUGGCGAGCUUGAUCCUGGUAGCCGAGCCGCUCUACUUGAGGUUGCUGUUGGUACAAUGAGCGACGAUGGGGAGCAGGGCGAGAUAAUUGCUCUCGGAAGCAUCACGAACCAUCUCAUUGCGAACAGGAUUCCUGCCAGUUUGCCUAUUCCACCUACAACUAUUCCUCAUGCCCUUACGGCAAACUCUCAGCAAGCGGAACUGCGCGCUUUGGGUUGGGAGCCUUUGGAGAUCCUGCCUUGGCUGCGAUUCCUCUUUGACACGAACUCAUCCAGGCCUGAGGAGCAGAACCUCACGCGAUCCCCCAAGUUUGCUAUCCAGGUUCUGACUGUUCUGUCAAAGAAUUUUGAAAACUCGAGUCCUAACGCGAGAACAACCAUUGUCUCACUUCUACAGGCCAGCACGGUGGUUCCUACGAAACAGGGAAUGAAGAGGCCUACAGAAUCUUUCUUCCCGAUUGUCAAGCUUUUUGACGACCUUCCUGUUAUUCAAGGUUGUGACAAGAUCAAGGAGAAAUUCUUGGUAACGAUUGGUGUCCGCAAAACAGUUGAUCUGGAGACCAUCUUCACUAGAUUGCUCAACGCCUCGAGUGAAGGGCAGCAGAAAUGGAGUCAUGUCGAACUCAUUAAGUAUCUGGCGUCGGUCCGUGAGGAUAUUCCUGGCGAGGAUCUUAGCAAACUAAAGCAGACACGCUUCUGUCCUGCCGAGGCUGGUCCUAAGGGCAUGGAGUCUACCAAGGGAACAGAAACGCUGUACAAGGUCUCGGAACUUUUUGAGCCAAAGGACGCCCUCCGUGCUUUGCAAUUGCCGGUUCUCCAGUGGCCUGGUCCCCCUGGCAGCUACCGGAUAGGCAGUGCAGAGGCUAGAUUUCUCAACACUCUCGGGCUUAGGCCUUAUCCUUCAGUUCCCGAGCUUGUCGAAAUGAUGUCGGGCAAAGAUGAGACUCUUCGAGUUUCUUCAAUGACAUAUUUCCUUGCCAACCAUCAGAUCAACGGGUAUGGAUCAUUCCAACUCGGUGGCAGCCCCAAGGCGAUCAUGCCUCUUCAGGGAAGCACGCGACUUGUACCCCCUUCACAGUGUUUCUACAACCCUCGAGCCUCUAUCCUUGGUUUCAAUAUUCUGAGGAGAGAUCUGCAUGAUCAUGCGAUCAAGUUCGGGGUAUCAAGAGAUCCUCCAAUGGUUGAUUGUGUAAACCGUCUUUUGGCUUCGCCUCCACAGGAUCAUCAGAACGCUGUGGCAGUCUUUGGUUACUUUGCGUCUCGAAUCACCGAACUGGGUGAAAACAGUCUUGUCAAACUACGCAAUGCCUCUAUUGUCCCCAUUACACGAACUUCCCGUUCAACUGAGAAGCCAACCCGUACCCAGGCUCAUGUCAGUCCUUCUCGGGUAUACCUGGGUUCCUCGACGACCUACGGCGACAUCUUCGACUUUGUUGAUUUUGGACCUGAGGCGAAUCCAUUCUUGUUCCAGUGUGGUGCCAAGAACGAGCCUACCAAGCUAGAGGUGGCACAUAUGGCAUGCACCGAACCAGCUCGUCUUCUUGGCGUACUCCAAAGUUCAGAGAAGUACUUGGAUCUUCUCAAAUCGUUGGCUGAAUCAUCAUCUACGCUUCAUAGAGAUAAGGAUCUUUGGAGAAGAAUGAAAUCGGCACCCUUCCUCCUCGCGUACAAAGAACUGGCCCCUCCUAAGAAGCAGUCGGAUGAUUUGGAAGAAGAGGAUGAGCCCAUCAGGCAAUAUCAACUCGCCUCUGCCAGUCAAAUUGUGAUUCUGGACGACAUCAUCAGCUACAGGUUGUUCAAGGAUCAGCUUAUUUGUGCGCCAGAAGAGGAUGCCCUCGAGGCCUUCUAUCUGUCACUUGGAGCACAAAGACUGAGCAGUAUCGUUCACGAGGAAAUUAAGAUUGGGCCUCACAGCGACCGACAGAAGCUUGCUCUCAGCCUGCGCAAACAUGUCGUCGAGAGAUCAAAGAUCUUCCUGUUCGAGUGGAACAACUAUCGACGCGACGCCAUCAAACAUGACGCAAAAUGGCUGGAUAAGAAUUUGACUGUCGACGUCGUUCGCUCGGUGGCUUUGAAAAGAACUCUGCAGGGACAGUAUCAAACUCACACAGAAAAACGCUCGGCUGCAAGCAAGAGGACCAACAACGGCUGGAUCCUGUAUGUGGCCGACGAAGCUAAGCCCGACAUGUAUCAGGUUGGACAAGCCAUUUGCCAAAUGUUGCUGAACCGCCCAAGUCAGCAAGCUUAUCUCUUCUUUGAACCGUUCCUUACGCUGGAUCUCUACGGCCUAAGAAAUCGCGGUUACAAUGUUGACCGAAUUCUACGGGCCAAGGCUGCCGAAGCCAGGAUUGCCGAGGAAGAGAGACGAAAGGCUCUGGAAGAGGAGCAACGCCAGAUCAAGGAAAAGGAGCAGCAGUGGGGGGCAGAAGCUAAAGCGGCCGAAGCUGCACGCGAAGCUACCAGAGUACCAGAACCCCUUGGUCCAACGAUGCCAGGUGCAUGGGAGUCACCGGAGCAAGCAAAGCCCACACAAGAGCAACAGAACAGGAAGAGUCGAGGAUUGUUUUCUAACCUAAGCCGUCGACUUGGAUUCGAUACUGAGCAAGAUGAUGACGAUUCUCGCAAGGAACUAAACAAGUUCUUGGACAAGCCCAAGGAGAUUGAACCAGCUGGGGGCAGCUCGUCUAACACUGGAAAACAACCCCAAAAUGAGGGCAGGGUGACAAGUCCUGCUGUGGUGCAGCAGAAUUUGCUCAAUGCUAUCAAGUCAACCCGGGCAUACGGAUCUGAUAGUGUCUUUUCAGAGCCCCAGGUCAAUGAAGUCAAGGAGCAGGCCACUUACUGCGACAAGACACCAGCACAGAACAUCACAUUCAUCGCUGAGGCGUCGAACGGCAUGAAAGUCUUUGCCUCCAAGGAUAUUAAAGAUCCUAGCCAAUUCCUGUCAAAACACUUGACCAACCUCAACGUAUUCGCCAGCCUCUUAAUUGAGGUCGGCAGCGUCUACUCCAUGUCACCCAAGGUCUUGCAUAUCUUCUACGAUGAGGCUGGUGGUACCAUUGCCUUCAACACUGGAGGCAGUAUCUUCUGUAACUUCCGGUUCUUCUUGCAACUACACGCCGCGCAGAUCGAGGCAAGAACUCCGCAGGCUAAGGCAGAGGCUGCGACCUGGUGGUGGGUUGUUUUGGCACAUGAGCUGGCACACAACCUCGUGACGCCUCAUAACUCUGAUCACAGCUACUACACUGAAUCCUUCAUUCAGCAGUAUUUCUCCAAGAUUGUGGCUAAGGCUGCUCAAUGGACGACAGCUCCUGAGCCUCGCAGCCAGGCGCCUCAGAUAGCAGCUCCACCAUCUGGAGCACCACCUCCUUAUCCUGGCGCAAGUACGAGCUUGGGCCGACGGAUCUUCAAGAUCACGACCUCACUCCCAGUAACGAACGACGUCAACGGCCACGCCUCGUACCUCGAGCGAAUCUCAAACCUCUCCACUCCCUACGUUCGAAUACCCGACGGUCAAUUGCCCAACAUGCACCGCAUCGCCUUCUGGUCCCUCUUCGCGGAAAUUAAAGGCCUCGGUGCCCGAUUCUGGCAAAUGGGUAUUGAGAUGCGCCCCUUCUUCAACAAGUCCUCCCUGUGGGUGUACCCCGUCUACGCGGCCGGCGGCGCCAGCUUCGGAUACUGGCUCCAGGGUGUCGACGACAGACAAACCGACACACUGAAGGAGCGAAAGGCUAUCCUUCUCGAGAAGCGAGCGCGCAAGGCGGAGCGAGAUGCUCAGGCUGAUGCUUAA
Molecule: messenger RNA, 5643 nt
Organism: Fusarium coffeatum
Lineage: Eukaryota; Fungi; Ascomycota; Sordariomycetes; Hypocreales; Nectriaceae
Exons: 4
Coding region: 1-5643 (1880 amino acids)
Source: RefSeq, a predicted model, not a curated record